UCCAGUUCAGGUGCAACCCAUCCUGUCGGAACAGGUCCCACCUUCCCUGGAACAAGGCCCAAUUGUCCAGCAACAUGAAGCCCUCCCUCCUGCACCCUUAGCCACGUAUUUAGCUGCACAAUCUUCCUAUUUCUGGCCUCUCAAACAAGUUUCCUUGCCAGUACAGAUCAUCGGUGCAAUCCAAAACAACGCUCAGAAUGUGGAAAUGAUGAUUUUGUGAUCGUUAUGAAUUCAAAUAUUUGCGAUGUCAGUCCACAAUAUUAAUUGACGUUGACGAAGAAAACUAAAAUAAAAACUGGAAGAUGGACUUUAGACAAUGUCCCUGGAAUGUCACCGGAGCGGUGUAAUAAGGAGCAAGUCCGGCUGGGGACAGUAUACUUCUUACAAGAAAGGGUUGGGUUUGCUGAAAUCACAUUCCCGGGUAUUUCCCGCAUUAGUUUCGGUUUUCGCAGCACACCAUUGACCUCCAUUUCGUAAGACACUUUUCCGAGUGAGCUGCUGGUGAAGAGGCCGCGGGUUACCUGCAAGUUUAACAGCCGUACAACUUUAAAAAGUUGCAUGUCAGGCAUAAAUCUUCGGUACAGUACUUAUAUUUGGAAUUGAAACUCGGUAUCGCCACCGCCGUCCUCGCCAUUCAGAUUGAAACAGAAAGCAAGGAAGUUGAAAGUCCAGGAAACAGAAGUCCCCAGUCCGCCGAAUCGAUACGAAUUUCGCAGGCUCUCGGGGGGACAGCGUGAGGCGCGUUGGUAAGCUCGGCUCCGCGGUCCCUCCACAGGUGAUUGCAGACUCUUGCAGUUUUCUCAAGUGGAUCGAAAUGGCAAAUCCGGUUGCCCGCUGCAGAUGAAGGGAAUACUGGAAAUGGAUUUAAACCUACAGAUAUAUUGUUACUUGGUGCUGUGUGCAAACGUUUACUCUGCACCCGAGUUCGUGACUUUGAAGUGCGAGGAGACGGUGACGGGAAUAUUGAACGAGGACACGAUAUUGCCAUGCAACCUGACAACGGCAAAGCCAAGUAAACUCAAAUACAUUGAAUUGAGAAAAGAUGAUGGACAUGAUACUAUAGUUUUUAAGUUUGAUGGAAGUCAUAAUUCCAGAAAAGCUCAGAAUCGAAUUAAAUUACUUUCUCCGGAUCUACAAAAUAUAUCGCUGGUACUUCAAAAAACACAACUUUCAGAUAGUGGGAAAUAUAAUUAUUAUUUGGAAACAAAUCUGGGAUAUAAGGACGUUAACAUCGUUUUAGUGGUUAAAGCUCCCUACAGUUUGCCAAAACUGGUCUUAGUUAACUUGUCAGAAACGACCAAGGUGGUCACUUGUGAAACAACUGGAUAUCCUUCCGCUCAGAUUCAUUGGACCGUCGAUGGGAAAAACCUCACACUCAGCUCAGAAACCAAAAGAAAAGAAACUGCUCAAGGACUGAUCUCUCUUACCAGCACACUUCCAAUUAUAAUGUCAGAAACUGACCAGGAGCAUAUCUACACCUGUGCUGUGUGGAAUGAGGCAGAGCGUAAAUAUGAAGCCAGGAACAGUAUCUCAAUUUCAAAUGUGAAUCAGCCAAUUUAUAAUCAACAAACUGAAGAAAAAAAGCGAAUAUCCCUCACAGUAGUAGGUGUCGUUGUUGGAGGUCUUGCAGCUGGAAUAUUCCUCCUGGGUCUUCUGAAAUUCUGGAGAAGGCGCCAUCCAGUUCGACAGUUCGUUGAAGAAGCAGGAAAUCAAAUGCUUAAAAAAUUUACUCAGGUUUGAAGACUGCCCCGCUAACUUCGAAGUUACAUCGAGGAAUCAUCAUUUGUGAUAUGAUGUCUGAUCUGUCUGAUGUUCUGUUGUGCAACUGUGAAACUUCAACAUCCUUCACAAAGAACUAUGACAUUCCUCUGUAAUAAUUUUUGCUUUCAAGUUGUGCUUUUAAUAAUCUCAGUUCUUGGGUAAAAUAAGAACACAGUUUUAACUCGGGCACUUUGUUGAACUCUUCACCAUUGCUUUUAUCUGAAGUUAAUGGCUUCACAUAUUGAUUAUUAGUGCUUUGAUAAAUCUCAUCAGUGAGAUCAGUCUUGAGUGUCAAGGAGCGACACUGUUUUACACCUGAAAUACUAAGUCUGUACAAAAUCACUAUAAGGCAAUGAAAAGAGCAAAAGCUCUUAAGCUUAGUUGCACUUUGAAAGUUUGCUUCCUGUUGAAUGAAUCCAUUAUGCCAUUCUUCCACUGAGCUGUACUUCUCAGGAACUAAAACAGUGAAAUGUGAUAUGUAGUCAGCUUCAGUCGAAAAUAGAAGCAGAAGGAGCAUUAUGUAAGUAGAAUACUACACAUAUUUGCCAUUUGUAAUGUAUGUAUGGAGAAGGAAAACUGCUUUUAAACCUCCGCUGUCUGGUGGCCAUACUUACUCAUGGGAAAGUCUUCGCGAGUAAACCCCGAGGAAGAAAUCCGGAGCCCGGGUCCCUUAGGCAGUUUGAUGAUGUUUGCAGCUUCACUCUGGCAACUCUGCGAUGACACUGGUGCCAAGUUGUAUCGGCACUUGCCCUUCCCUUGGGUUACAUCAGUGACAUGGAGAGGGGGAACCCACUGCAUGGGCAACAGCCGGUUCUUCAAAUCUUCCGGCCCAGGCUUGCACCCUGGAAAGGACACAACCCACCAGAGGUGCAAACCCAUGAUCUCCUGAGAUCAACGGUUGUCUAUUAUUAUAACAUAUCAAUUGUGCAAGUUAUAGUUUUUUGCACUUUGUCUUUUUAUUCAAAUGCAGUGAACCCAUGUGCAAUAUUAUAGAUUAUAAUUUGAUCAGUCGUCUUUUCUAUGUUUUUAAGGAUUAGAAUAUCUAAAUUUACUUUGAAAAUUUCUGCUUAUUUUAUAAGUAUUUCUACUUUAAUUUGUUUUAUGUACAUAGCCCAGUUACAAAGCUGAUUUGAUAUUUUUAGAUGUAUUUUAUACGAAUUAUUUUGUAAAAUUUACAUUGUUCUUCUUUUCUUCCUAAAAGUAUUUAGAUACAUUAACCAUUUCUAAUGUCUUACUAUCCUACACUAUCGCUUAUGUGAGCCAUGCCAAUGAAUGUGAGCUGGCUGUAACAAUGUAAGGUUUUAAAAUCGAACCGUAAUAUUUGGUGACAGCAACUUUAAAGUACAUCAGUCCUCUAGCGGAUCCUCAUAAAAAUACUAUUCAGUUCAAGUGAGUAAUUAAAACAAAAUGAAAAUUAAGUGUCAUUUGCUUUAUUUUUAUUGUCAGAAGAGUGAAAACCAUAGAACCAUAGAACAUUACCGCACAGAAACAGGCCUUUUGGCCCUUCUUGGCUGUGCCGAACCAUUUUUCUGCCUAGUCUCACUGACCUGCACCUGGGUAAUAUCCCUUCAAACCCCUCUCAUCCAUAUACCUGUCCAAGUUUUUCUUAAAUGUCAAAAGUGAGCCCGUAUUCACUACUUCAUCUGGCAGCUCAUUCCACACUCCCAUUACUCUCUGCGUGAAGAAACCCCCCCAAUGUUCCCUUUAAACUUUUCCCCCUUCACCCUUAACCCAUAGCCUCUGGAUUUUUUUUCUCCCCUGGCCUCAGUGGAAAAAGCCUGCUUGCAUUCACUCUAUCUAUACCCAUCAUAAUUUUACACACCUCUAUCAAAUCUCCCCUCAUUCUCCUAUGCUCCAGGGAAUAAAGUCCUAACCUAUUCAACUUUUCUCUGUAACUCUGUUUCUCAAGACCCGGCAACAUCCUUGUAAACCUUCUCUGCACUCUUUCAACCUUAUUAAUAUCUUCCUGUAAUUAGGUGACCAAAAGCUGUGGGAUUUUAAAAAAUUGUUUUGUAAAGUGAUUAGCAAUGUUACUGACCUAAUUUGGGAAAUAAAUUUAACCUUUGACUUC
Molecule: messenger RNA, 3832 nt
Organism: Hypanus sabinus (Atlantic stingray)
Lineage: Eukaryota; Metazoa; Chordata; Chondrichthyes; Myliobatiformes; Dasyatidae
Exons: 7
Coding region: 841-1740 (299 amino acids)
Biological process (GO): T cell costimulation; cell surface receptor signaling pathway; positive regulation of T cell proliferation
Cellular component (GO): external side of plasma membrane
Source: RefSeq, a predicted model, not a curated record